AUGAAAAAAGCCCUUGGCUUAGCUUUUUUAUUACCUUCUAUAGGAGCUGGAUAUUAUCUAUUUUCCAAAAGAACUCUUCCAGAGCCUACUGGAAAACCAUAUCAGGAGCUUCCAAAAGCUUCUUAUGAAGACCACCCCAAUAAGCAUAUAAUCUCGAAAAUCCCCAAAACAAUCGGAAUUAUCGGUGCCGGUAUGAGCGGCCUUAUAAGCGCCAAAACCUUUAGAACUCAAGGCUAUGAAGUAGAAGUUAUCGAAAAACGUCCAGGACCUGGAGGAGUCUGAUACGAAAAUUUUGAUAAUUCUGGCUUGCAAGGUACAAAAGAUACUUAUUUUUUGCCAGACUACCCUUUUCCAGAUAAUUACCCACCAUUUCCAAGGCGUCAACAAAUAAAGGACUGAAUUGAUGGGUUAGUUAAAAAAUUCGAUUUAUCGCCAUUAAUAAAGUUCAAUACAGAGGUAAAAUCAGUUACACAAAAUCCAGAUGAAACUUGAAAAUUAACAUUUAAGGAUGGGACGUCAAAAAAUUAUGAUUUUCUGGUGGUUUGUUCGGGAUUUAAUGAUAUUCCAAAAAUUCCUCAAUAUAAAGGUCAGGAAAAUUUUAAAGGAAAGAUUUUAUACUUUUUUGUUAAAAUUAUACAGAGUAAAAAUAGGAUUAUGGGAUUAAAAAUAUUGAUAUUUAUUAUUUAAUAAGGAAUACAUAGCAGUGAAUUUAUUAAUGCAAAAGUACAUUGCCAAGGCAAAAAAGUUAUUGUUAUAGGAGCUGGAAAAAGUGCAUUUGAUAUUAUGUCAACUUCAGUUGACUAUGGUGGUGAGGUGCUCGGGCUUGUAAGGAAAAUCGGGUAUGCAUAUCCAGUUAACCCAAAACCAUAUGGAAUCCCAUUUGAAUUUACGACAUAUUCAAGGCUUGCAUAUCUCUGUGGAAUCAUAUAUGACCCAGAAAGCAGUUUUAUUCAUAAAUAUUUCGGCUUCAUUGAAUAUUUAUGACUAAAAUUUGUCCAUCUCCAAUUAAGAUAUGGAAUAAUCAAAGAGCUUGAGCCUGAUGAAAAAGAUUUGCACUUCUUAGAAACUGCUGGAAUAAGAGAUCCGCCAGUCCAAAAGAAAAUUGCUGAUGGGAAAAUCAAACUUAUGAGGGGAGAAAUCGAGGAAAUCAAAGAAAAUGGAAUAAUGGUAAAAGGGAAACUUAUAGAGUGUGACACCAUUGUAUUUGCAACAGGCUUCAAGCCAAAUUAUUAUGUAAAACAAAAAGAAAACGACGGGUUUUGGCUAUAUAGAGAUGUAUUAGUCCCUGGAGUAAGGAAUGUAGCAAUUGUAGGAGCUUUUAUAACAACUUACACAAAUUUAUGAAGUAAUAUACAAGCUUUAUGGCUCGUCGAUAUUCUAAGAGGGAGUUUCAAGGUUGCUUCUAUAGAAGAAAUGAAUAAGGACAUUGACAAGAAAAAGAAAAUCAUGUUUAAAUACUACGAGAACUAUAAAGGCGACCCAAUUUAUAUCAGUUCUCAGCCGUUUUCACCAUUUAUUAUUGAUGAAUAUCUAAAUGAUCUCAAAAUUCAAACCGUUAGAGACGAUACAAUGUAUAAGCAUUGGUUCAAAGCUUUUGAUAUCAAUAACUAUAAAACAGUCGUCACGCAUCAUAUUUAA
Blepharisma stoltei is the source of this 1638-nucleotide messenger RNA. The record is from the annotation of a GenBank genome assembly. NCBI's taxonomy places the organism in Eukaryota, Ciliophora, Heterotrichea, Heterotrichida, Blepharismidae.